Messenger RNA from Lycium ferocissimum, 1075 nucleotides. RefSeq names its product probable polygalacturonase At1g80170. Gene Ontology annotation, molecular function: polygalacturonase activity. The record is from RefSeq and is a predicted model, not a curated record. Bases 74 to 1054 code for a protein of 326 amino acids. The transcript is spliced from 7 exons. NCBI's taxonomy places the organism in Eukaryota, Viridiplantae, Streptophyta, Magnoliopsida, Solanales, Solanaceae. Gene Ontology annotation, biological process: carbohydrate metabolic process.
UGAUCUUGAAUAUUGUCGAGUAAGUAAUUAUAAAUUCACUCGUCAUUUCUGUCAGUUUAAUUAACAGAAUUACAUGGGGGAGCUGAGAUCUUAUUUGUCCUUCUUUUGCUUCACUUUUUCUUAUUCUGUUUCUAUUUUGGCAUCACUAUUAGUAUAUACUACUAUUUCCUUCCUGCUUUUCGCAAAUGUGAACAGUUUUGAUCCCCUGAUUCAGUUUCCUAUAUUGAAGAACACAACAGGUAAAUCAAUAACCCUUAUUUACGUGAAUGAAUUUGGAGCCAAAGGAGAUGGCAUCACCGAUGACACUAAGAUUUUUCAACAUAUUUGGAAAAUCGCCUGUUCUUCACCAUUACGACCAAAAAUCAUCAUCCCACAUCGAUAUACAUUCUUAGUUCGACCAAUUGAUUUUGUUGGGCCUUGCCGGUCAAAGGUUUCUCUUGUGAUUGCAGGUUCAAUUGUAGCGCCGAAAGAUCCAGAAGUGUGGGAUGGAUUGGAUCCACAUAAAUGGCUUUAUUUCCUUAAAGUGAGACACCUGACUGUACGAGGAGGAGGAACAAUAAACGGGAUGGGCCAUAAAUGGUGGGCUAGGUCAUGCAAGAUUAAUACAACCAAUCCUUGUCGACAUGCUCCAACAGCUAUGAGUUUCCACAGAUGCAACAAUCUGAAAGUGAGGAACUUAAGGAUGCUUAAUAGUCAACAAAUGCAUAUAUCAAUUUCAAACUGCAUAAAUGUUGAAGUAUCACGUAUCAAAGUGCAAGCACCAGCUAAGAGCCCUAACACUGAUGGAAUCCACAUAAGCUCAUCCACACUUGUUGGUAUCAGGGAUUGCAGUAUUCGCACAGGAGAUGACUGCAUAUCUAUAGUUGGCAAUUCUUCAAGGAUCCUGGUAAAAAACAUCGCUUGUGGCCCAGGCCAUGGUAUAAGCAUUGGAAGCCUGGGAAAGUCAAAUUCAUGGUCUCAGGUGCAAAAUGUCCUGGUUGAUGGAGCAUAUCUUUCCAACACAGAAAAUGGUGUCAGGAUAAAGACUUGGCAGGUAGGUAAUCAAUCCUACUAACUUGAAAAUGAAAUUUCAAGU